AUGAUAUUAUUCCCACUGUUGUUGUUCCUUGCUGCUGUGUUACCCCCAUCCGUUCUUCGAGAAUACUAUGAGAAUAUGAAUUUUGAGGAUCUGACCACCACUAGAGUGUCAGUCCAAGAAGAGAUUGUAAACAAGCACAACCAACUGAGAAGAAUGGUUUCUCCCCCUGGUAGUGACUUACUAAAGAUGCAAUGGAGCAAUGAUGCCCGAGUGAAUGCACAGAGGUGGGCAAGCCAAUGCUCUUACCACCACAGUCCUGCAGAUUCCAGGACCACCAACAUAAGAUGUGGUGAGAAUAUCUUCAUGGCAAGUUAUCCAGCAUCAUGGUCUCGUGCAAUCCAAAGCUGGUUUAAUGAAGCCAAAGAUUUCAAGUUUGGUUCAGGCCCAAAUCCAUCUGAUGCAUUGGUUGGACAUUAUACUCAGGUUGUUUGGAAUUCAUCUUUCCAAGUUGCAUGUGGAGUUGCUAAGUGUUCUCACCAAUUAUUGCAAUUCAUAUAUGUUUGUCACUAUUGUCCUCCUGGUAAUUUUGCAAAAAGACAAUACAUUCCUUACACAAUAGGACAACCAUGUGCCCUUUGUCCUGAUCACUGUGAAGAUGGACUGUGCAUGAAUAGUUGUGAAUACGAAGAUAAGUUUUCUAACUGUGCAGAAUUGAAGGCUUCACUAACAUGUGACUAUCCAAUGGUUAAACAAGAGUGCAAAGCUACAUGUAACUGUGAAGGCAAAAUUCAUUAA
This is a messenger RNA of Onychomys torridus (southern grasshopper mouse), 735 nucleotides long. RefSeq names its product cysteine-rich secretory protein 1-like. The coding region runs from base 1 to 735 and encodes 244 amino acids. Gene Ontology annotation, cellular component: extracellular region. NCBI's taxonomy places the organism in Eukaryota, Metazoa, Chordata, Mammalia, Rodentia, Cricetidae. The record is from RefSeq and is a predicted model, not a curated record. The transcript is spliced from 7 exons.